Molecule: messenger RNA, 1291 nt
Organism: Macrobrachium nipponense
Lineage: Eukaryota; Metazoa; Arthropoda; Malacostraca; Decapoda; Palaemonidae
Exons: 4
Coding region: 527-1057 (176 amino acids)
Source: RefSeq, a predicted model, not a curated record
CUCGACUCCUCACAGAGCGAGCAGUUUAGCCGCUGAGAAGUGGUGUCCACAACUCCGUUUUCUGUCUCUGCAAACGUCAGUCAUUUCGGUUCUUUGACGCUGUUACAUGCUGCUAACUUUAGUGAAUAUAAGAAACUGACUUAAAUCUUUAGAUGAAAAACUAAGGAAAAACUCGCAGAGGUUAGAAAGUUCUAAGUGUGGUGUAAUGUUAUAGGAAAACGCCUAGCGCGUUCUGGGCUGCCAAGCAGUUUUUUUUUUUUUUUUUUUCCUAAUAGGUGACGUAGUAAGCUUCAAAGUUCAGGCAAAGCAUUACAAAGAGCAUCAGAGACCAGUGAAAAGAGAAACAGUUUCACUAACUCUCCCCAGUGUUUAAAAAUCAGUGAUGGAAACGGAAUGAAGACUCGUUCCUCUCAAAGUGAAAUCGUGAUAGCAUGACGGGGCCAGGGAUCCACUAGUACUAGUGGGGAAACCACGACACAUGAGUAUUUCGUCAUAUACGUGUUAAGAAACAACCUCGUAAACCAACAUGUACCGAUAUCAGAACUUGGAUUCCCAUUCUCCGGGUCACAUGCAGAGCAGUUUUCAAUCACUCAUACACAGGAACAGAACGAGGAAGAAAGCCAUAAUCAUUGGCGGUUUUGGGAGCCUGCUGAUGAUGGCUGGCAUCAUCUCGGCGAUCUUUGGUAUCAGCGGCCUUGGGGGACUGAUACUCAUCCUUCUGGGAGCACUCUCAAUGGUGACUGGCGUCAUUAUAUCCAACCGGGCGUGUUCAGACUACAAUGACAUCCCGUCGAUAUCAGGAGGGGUGGUCGAGACCCAGCCCCGGAUUCCAGUCGAUCAGCAGCCGCAGAAUCCCAACUGGAACUCUUCCGGUGAAUACAGCAGCGGACAGGAUCUGGGUUACAGCUACAGACAUUCGCUCUUCUUUACAGACAACUUCGGCUUACCAACUCACAUAGUGUCGCACAGUGCUGGCAGUGUGCCGUCUGCUCCACCCAUGAGCAAUAAAACCGAUGAACACCCACCUUCCUAUGAAGAGCUGUUCAGCAAAAAGUGAAUUCCAAAGUGAUUUUUGUUAGUCGUUUGAUUGUGUCCGUCAGAAACAUACACGUUUGUCAUAUUAUAUUACUAUAGCAUCUUUUACUUCGCUAUGCUUACUGAGAAUUCUUAGUUGUAAGUGACUAAAGAGACUUUUAACAGAAUUCUAUGACUUCUGACUGAAAUAAUAUAAGUGAACAUUUAUAUAUAUCAUUUUUGAUAUCCAUUUUUAUAUAAAUGUUGAAUGUAUUCA